Molecule: messenger RNA, 1011 nt
Organism: Diaporthe batatas
Lineage: Eukaryota; Fungi; Ascomycota; Sordariomycetes; Diaporthales; Diaporthaceae
Exons: 10
Coding region: 1-1011 (336 amino acids)
Source: RefSeq, a predicted model, not a curated record
AUGAAGUGGAUUUCCCUCAUAUCUGCACUUGCUUCGUGCGGGCAGGCCGCCCUCCGGUUCGGAUGCGGCACUGUCAGUAUCCAACGGCUUGACCCUCUUGAUGGAGCCUUGCUAUUUUGGACGAUGUCGUAUACUUACCGAAUCUCAGGCACUUGCACCACCUGCACCUUCUCCGAGGACUUUUCCAACUACUGGACUGCCGUAAUGUUUUUCAAACAUCCUACAAAUGGCAGCUACAAACGUGUGCCUAUCAUCGAGAACGACGCACUUCCAGCAGGCAUCAAUGGCGAGUCGGGAAAAUUCUGCUCCUUUGGCUCUUUGAAGGCUGAUUCCGAAUGCUAUAGACAACAGGACUUCUACAAUAACGGAAACCAGAAGAUCACAGCCUUCCCGAAAGGAUUCAGAAUGACUGUGGGCGACCCGAAAGUUACAAGCUCCGGCAAGUUCAACGGCCAGAAGGGCCUGAAGUUCGUGUGCCUCCAGAACAAGUCGACGAGGUUCCCCGAGCUCGACGUCUUCCCGACGCAGCCGUGCCCUGCUGGCAUCAUGACCGUCCACCACUUCCCCACGUGCUGGGAUGGGAAGAAUGUGGACACACCGAACCACCAAGACCACAUGUACGACACUCAGACAGGAGCCUUCCAGCCCGCGGGUGCUUGUCCUGCGUCACAUCCGAUUCGCAUGCCCCAGCUGGCGUACGAAACGUUGUACGAUACAUCCAAGUUUGCAUCCAUGUGGCCUAGCGGCACGCCGAACCCCUUUAAAAAUAGUUACAUGGGCAAAAACGGCAAUUUGAACGGCUACGGAACCCACGCCGACUACGUCUUUGGGUGGAAGGGUGAUUCCCUCCAGAAAGCCAUGGACUCGAACUGCAUGUUCCAGGCCUGUGAGAACGGCAGACCCCUAAAGUCGCAGAGCGUCGCACAGAUGAAUGCUUGCACUGUGAAGUCACAGGUGGUCGAGGACAUUGACGGCUGGCUUCCUGAGCUCCCAGGGAUGGGCGGCAUGUGA